CAGACAGAGAGUGAACUGUGUGAUUCAGGCUACCUCAAAGUCGCGCCGCUUGUUGACUUCACCGGCCAGCUACUUACGCGCGGUGAGGAAGAUGAGAGAGAGCGCGACCAGCGUCCAGCACGCGCUCCUGCGUAAAUCCAUCCUUAACAGAGACAGAGAGGAGCAGCCAAGCGCCAAGCUCUUCAGAAGGCAAGUCCUGUAAAGAGAGAGAGAGAGGGAACACUUGAUGAGAAAAGACGUGAGAUAAAACGUCUCCAGAGAGAGAGAGAGAAAAGCAGGAGCUGUAGCUAAAAACAACACAAACACAAAGUAGAUGAAAAGCCUGAGGGUGCUGCAUGUCGUUUAGAGAAAUUACACUAGUUAGCCUCCUCAAAAAAGUUUAAACUGAGCUUAAACUAUCAAAAAAGUUCGAUUUCAGUGUCUUCUUUGAUUACCGACAGAUAUGAGUGAAGGACACGCGUCUAAAUGGAUUAUUUUAUACAUACUUUUGUUCUAGCCUAUGAGCCCAGUUAGAGUGGAUUUUUUUUCUGGAAAAAAGGCGCGUGAGCUGAGACGUUAAUAGCUAGGAUAGCUAGGUAAAUAGCUACUGCUAGUAUACGGUCAGGAGUAAAAAGGGGUAGUGAAGGCUACAGUUACAUUUUUGUUCACCAAAGUGCAGAAGUACCCUCAAAGGUACAACACGAUCCUUCAGUUCCAAAUGUGGAGCUAUUUAAAAGCAGAGAAAAACAGCUGCAAAGGAAUAUAGUACAACUAUGUAGCCUAGCUGCAACUGCAACUUUGCUGUGUACCUUAACUAAAGGUAGGCUACUAAAGCAAUAUCAUUGAGGGCACCACACUUUUGACAGUUUCUCAUUGUAAGUAUAGCCUAUAGCCUAUAGACUACUGCACAGGCAAGUCCACAAAAGAGCUUAAAACGCUAGUUAAAUUGCAGUACUUACAGUCAGUCAGUCUGAGGAGAAACAGGUGAGGUAUAUAGGUUAGUAGAUUCAGCUCACUCGGCUGUAAUGGAUCCUCUGUAACCGCCAAAGUAAAACUGAGGCAAGAAGUCAAACAAAGAAAGAAGUAGGAGUCAACCUCGAGCCUGCCCUCCUCAGCUCCACCGCAAACGUUAUCUGAGGAGAGCUAGAGAAGGCAUGGUCAUCAGCGGGUUCACACCUCUGUUCCUGGAAAUACUAAUCAAUGCAAAUUAGGCAAGAUAUUAGGAGGUGUGAGGAUAUAAAAGAUGCUCGUCGACGGACAAAGGACAAUUCCCUCUGGACUCCGGUUUUCCUGGACAUUUUCUUUCCACUUCUCACUUUUCCUCGCACUUACAGCUCUAGCUCUCGCAUUUGGAGGGACGAUGACUUUCUACGAUGACAUUUACCCAUUCUACCCGCUACAAAGGACCUCGUUCAUCUUCAGCACCAGUCUGCUGACUGUCAUCUUGGUCUUCUUGGUGCUCGCUGUCAGCUUCCUCCUCAUUGUGCCAGGAAUACGUGGCAAAUCGCGAAUUCUCUGGACAUUCAGGAUACUCAUUAGCUUAUUUAUUGGAGCAGUUAUAGUUGCUCUGAACUUCACCAGCGACUGGGCUGAGGCAAGUUUGAGGGCCAACACCACAUACAAAUCCUUCAGUAAUGUUGUGGUGAACGCUGAGGUGGGGCUCCAUGUAGGCCUGUAUGGGAUUAACAUCACACUUAGAGGAGACCCUGUGGUGCAGUUCAAUGAGACCAUAGACUACAAUGAAAUGUUUGCAUGGACCAGCAGCAUAGAUGAGGACUACGCUGAUGCCUUGGAAAAGGGUCUUCCCAACCCAAUUUUGUACAUUGCUGAGAAGUUCACACUCAACAGCCCCUGUGGCCUCAUCUACCAGUACCGCUACUCAGGCAGAUACGCUUCAGCCACCCUCUGGACAGCUUUUUGCUGCUGGCUGCUGGCCAAUAUCCUCUUCUCAAUGCCCGUCAUCCUCUACGCUGGCUGCAUGAUGGCUACCACGGCAGCUUUUAUCUUCUUCUCCUUGGCCUCCUUCUCCACGAUAUACAACCUUCCACAGUGCACCUUCACUAUAGGGACAGAGUCCUUUGUGACAAAUUUCAGCGCUUCCUUCUGGCUUGCCUUAUUUACUGGUUUUUUGUGUGCAGUGAUUGGUGUAUUAGUGAUAAUACUGGACUGGCUGAUCCCGGAGAGGAUGAGAGAAGCAUUUAGUGUUGGUGUGGAUGGUGAUGAAGACGUUUACUCUGAAGAGGGCUACCUUAACACAGGCUUCCUCGAAGGAGCAGGUUUGGAUGCUGUGAUUGUGAAAGGAACAGGGAAAGAAACACAAAUCGCCACCUUAACUACGUUUUGAGAAUCCAACUGUUUCACACAAGGCCAUCAUUCCAAGUACUUGAAAAACACACAUCCUGCAGACUGGAUUUUUCUUUUUUUG
Messenger RNA from Astyanax mexicanus (Mexican tetra), 2404 nucleotides. It is a transcript of the gene duoxa, whose product is annotated as dual oxidase 2. Gene Ontology annotation, biological process: protein transport. The record is from RefSeq and is a predicted model, not a curated record. NCBI's taxonomy places the organism in Eukaryota, Metazoa, Chordata, Actinopteri, Characiformes, Acestrorhamphidae. The transcript has 8 exons. Bases 1223 to 2323 code for a protein of 366 amino acids. Gene Ontology annotation, cellular component: endoplasmic reticulum membrane.